AUGGUUCACCCUAUUAACUUGGUAUCAGUCCGCUUGGAAGCACUGUGGAACUCAACCAAUUUCCUCAUCAAUUUAAUUGAAUCAGUAUCUGGAUAUGAUGAAUCAUUAUACUUUCCUACUAUUGAAACGAUAUUUGGAUUGACUGAAGAAGAAAAUGAUUUUGAAUUAUAUGAUGUUACUGAGCAGGAGGUCUAUACCAGGGUUAUUGAAAAAGUUGGCUUGUCUGCUGAAUCAGCUAGCUUUGUCAACUUCAAUUUAGUUAAUAAGAUCUACACUCCUAGAAUCGCGUCCCAUUAUGAAUAUUACACGAAUAAGGUAUUAACGCAAUUUGAAAAGAGAUUGAAUGUGGAGUGUGCACGCGAUUCUUUUGGCAACGAGGUUGAAAGAGACAGUCAUGGAAAACUUCAGACUUGGUUGCUUUACAAUAACAAGUUUUACUGUUCAGCAAGUGAUUUGUUUGCAUUGCAGACUGAUUCCACUGAGGUAGACGAUGUGCUACAAUUCGAUCGUGUGAUUGGUGAUAAUACAAAAGCACCAUUGUUGAUCCUCUACGGCAAUCCAGCAAGUCCAACAACUAAAGAAUUCUUUGUUCCUUUAUACCAUGAUGCUAAAGCAGGAAAGAUAAGAUUUUUAUGGAGGUAUACCCCCCCUCUGGGCAAUCAACUAGGUGAAUCUCUUCUGGGAUAUGGUGUUGAGUUAAGUCUCAAGAAUAAGGAUUAUCACAAAGAUGGCAAGAAGGUCAGUGCUCUUGAUUUAACCAAGGAUUUCAAGAAGGUCAACGAAUCAAAAGAAUUAUUACCUGUUCCAGAAAACAAGCUCGAUCAAAUUGGAUUAAAGUUCACAUCAUUUGUCUUGUCAAACACCAAAGACAAAUAUGAACUUUUAAGAACCAUGUUGAAUAACUUUCCCAAGUUUCUUUCUCAUGUGGCUAAUAUUCCUAAAUUGAUGAACUAUGAACAAGUGAAAGCAAAUGUUUUUGCUAAUGAAGAUCUUGGAAUUUCUCAAGAAUCAUAUGGGUUCUAUAUUAACGGAUCUCCAAUCCAUCCAUUGGAGUUAGAUAUUUUGAGCCUAAGUGCAAAACUACAAACUGAAUUGAAAAUUGUAAAGGAUUUAAUUAAGUUGGGAUUCUCCACGAUUCAGUCGAAACUAUUAAUCACAAAAUUUGCAUUGUUGUCCGCAGUGAAACAAACCCAGUUCAGGACAGGAAAUACAUUAAUGGGCAACAACGAGAAUCGAUUUCGCGUAUUUGAAAACGCAUUUUCAAAACGUACCAAAGGAGGAGUUGUUUUCUUUAAUGAUAUUGAAAAAGACGUGACUUAUGACAAUUACUCCACUGAUCGUCAAGACACAUACUUGGGGCCUAGUUCAUUCAGACUUAAACCAAAUCAGAUUCCACCACUCAAGGAAAACAUUCAUGAUUUAAUCUUCGCGUUGAAUUUCGCCAACAAGAAUCAAUUGAAAGUUUUUUUUACAUUAUCAAAGGUUAUCUUGGAUACAGGUAUUCCUCAACAAGUUGGUCUCAUACCCUUGAUUGGAGAUGAUCCUAUGGAUAAGACCAUAGCUGACGCAUUCUACUUUCUUGUCCAACAAGCUAGUUCUAAAGAAGCCCUUGCAUUUUUGUACAAAUAUCUCGAAUCAAAGAACGAAGAUGACGUCAACGAGAUUCUUAAACUCAUCCCCAAGUCACAGAAGUUGGAAUUCGAUUAUAGUACCGUAUUAAACAAAUUCUCAAUUGAUACGCCUUCGGUCAUUUUCAACGGGGUGAUUAACGAACUCUCUUCUUCGAAUUGGCAAAUCACAAUGGGUAAACAGUUAUCUCAGGACAUCAACUUGAUCAAGUCUAGAUUACGUGAAGGUGUGAGCAUGUCGUUAAAGGAGUUGAUAUACUCCAAUGCAAAGACAGAGAGGAAUUUAAGGAUUGUCCCACUCGAACCAAGUGAGAUUUUAUAUAAGCCUAUUGACAGAGAGAUCCAAGAUAAAUCAGUGGUUUUUAGAAGUAUGGAUAAGUCAGAUGAUGUCGGGUAUACUUUUUGGUUAUUUUCUAGUUUCAAUGAACAAAGAAUGGUUGAUCAGUUGGUAUCUUUGUUAGAGAUUGUGAAGAAAAGACUGGAGGAUUUACAAGUUCGUGUUGUUAAUACGGGUACGACAUUUACCUUGUUGGAGAAGUUAAGCAAGAAGUAUAAAUUGAAUAUGUUGACCAAUUCACAGAUUAAUGAGGUAAUUGAAGAGCUCAAGCAAGUUGAAAUUCCAAGAGAGGUGAGUUUGAAUACUGCUUUUGUUAAGUUCUUGGAAAAGAAGCAAAUUCCUGUUAACCAUUCGUUUAUGUUACUCAAUUCAAGGUAUUUCCGAUUGGACAAUCCAUUUACUGCUGCGGAGUUGGAGCAAAUUGUCAUAUUUGAACAUUCUCAAAGAUUAAAGCUAUUCAAUGACAUUCUUGAGACAUAUCCAGAUAAAUAUGAUAAGAAAAGAUUAGUUGAUUUCAAUAUUGGUCUUGAUCCACUGGAUUGGUUUGAUUUGGUUUGUUCGAUAGUCACUAAAUCAUUCCAUGUUGAUGAAAAGUUGUUUGUUGUUGACGUCAAUAGAUUUGAUUUUGGUACAUUAGACAUGUCUAACUCGAUAGAUAUUGGAGAGAAAGAGUCGCCAGUGGAUGUGUUGCUUAUUGUAGAUCCUGUUCUGGAAUAUUCCCAAAAAAUGGUGUCUAUACUUGAAAGUAUCCGAGACUUUCCCUUUGUUUCAAUUAGAAUCUUACUCCAGCCAAAAGUAAAUUCUGAGUUCCAUAUUGGUAGAUUUUAUCAAGGUGUUUAUCCUGCUUCUACUCCACAAUUUGAUGGUCAUGGAAACUGGAUUAGUAGAUAUGGUGCUGAAAAUGAGCUGUUGCCUAGUGAUGAAACUUUGAGUAUUGGUUUGGAUGUGCCUAAUAGAUGGCAUACAACUACCAAAUCAGUAUCCAACAAUAUUGACAUUAGCAAUGUCAAAGUCACAGAAGACUUUGGUGUCAAGUUUGAAUUGACGAGCAUAGUUCAUGAAGGAUACGCUAGAGAUAUCCAUACCGCAAUGGCACCUCUGGGAUUAGCUUUCAACUUGGAUAAGGAUAAUGUGCAUAGUGACACGUUGGUGAUGUCCACGUUGAACUAUUUUCAAAUUAGAACAACUCCGGGAAUUUGGAAAUUGAGUUUAUUUGAUAAGGAGAAAUUUGACCUCUUGUCUUGUUCAGAGAACAAGUUUGAUGCAAAUCAGGAAGCGUUACAGUUUGCUGAAAUAUUUGUGUUUAGUCUUAGAGGACUUACCCUCUAUCCAAGAGUGACUACCAAAGAUAAGUCGGUAAGCAAAGAGAAGUCGAAGAAACAAGCAGAUAUCAAUAUAUUCUCAAUUGCUGGGGGUGGGGAGUAUGAACAAUUGUUAGGAAUAAUGAUGGCAUCAGUUCGGAAACACAAUACCAAACUGGUUAAAUUCUGGUUAUUGGACAAUUACAUGUCUCCUCAAUUCAAAGCGUUAUUACCGAUUCUUGCCGACAAGUACAACUUGGAAUAUGAGUUAGUGACAUACAAAUGGCCCAAUUGGUUACGAAAACAAAAGGAGAAACACAGAAGUAUAUGGGGAUACAAGAUCUUAUUCUUGGAUGUAUUAUUCCCACAGGAUCUAGACAACGUGAUAUUUAUUGAUGCUGAUCAAAUAUGUCGUACUGAUUUAACUGAGUUGGUGAAUCUCGAUCUUGAAGGAGCACCAUAUGGAUUCACACCCAUGUGUGAUUCCCGGAAGGAGAUGGAUGGGUUUAGGUUCUGGAAACAAGGGUAUUGGUCAGAAGUAUUGAAAGACGACUUGAAGUAUCAUAUUAGUGCGUUGUUUGUGGUUGAUUUGAAGAAAUUUAGAGAAAUCAAUGCUGGUGAUAGGUUACGAUCUCAUUAUCAGAAACUAUCAUCUGAUCCUAACUCGUUAUCUAACUUGGAUCAGGAUUUACCAAACAACAUGCAACGACUGAUUAAGAUUUUUAGUUUGCCUCAAGAAUGGUUGUGGUGUGAUACGUGGUGUUCUAAUGACAGUUUAACUUCGGCGAAGAUGAUUGAUCUUUGUAAUAAUCCACUUACAAAGGAGAACAAGUUUGAUAUUGCAAAGAGAUUGAUACCGGAGUGGAAGGACUACAAUAUUGAGAUACAAAAGUUAUAUGAAGAGGUUGCAAAUACAAGCGAGAUAGUAUAUGAAUCAGGUGACGACGGUAUUCUGACUGGUCAGUAUGUACAGGAAGACGACAACGACGACGACGACGAUUCAGAUUACCACGAUGAGUUGUAAUACUAGAGUAUAUAGAUGUACUGUACAUCCUGCAUAUAAUUUAGUGACUCACAAAAAUUUCACAUGAUAAGCCCAAAAAAAAAUUUAUUGGCCUGAACCGGACAUUUUCCACGAGGGUUCAAAAUUUCCUUUUGUGUUAAGAUAAUUAUUACCAUCGUUCGUAUCGUAUAGUUAAGACAGACAUUUUUUUUUCUGUUGUUCUCG
Molecule: messenger RNA, 4494 nt
Organism: Spathaspora passalidarum NRRL Y-27907
Lineage: Eukaryota; Fungi; Ascomycota; Pichiomycetes; Serinales; Debaryomycetaceae
Gene: KRE5
Product: Kre5p
Exons: 2
Coding region: 1-4290 (1429 amino acids)
Cellular component (GO): endoplasmic reticulum
Molecular function (GO): UDP-glucose:glycoprotein glucosyltransferase activity
Source: RefSeq, a predicted model, not a curated record